Messenger RNA from Spodoptera littoralis (African cotton leafworm), 4125 nucleotides. NCBI's taxonomy places the organism in Eukaryota, Metazoa, Arthropoda, Insecta, Lepidoptera, Noctuidae. The record is from the annotation of a GenBank genome assembly.
AUGGCAAGGAUGGCCGCGUCUGGUUCCGAAAUUGAUGACUUCUUGAACGGGCCUCUAGUUUCGUGGCUAAAAUCAUGUCUUCCAAGUCCAGAUGUUGUCACAGAGUAUUCAUCUCUAUUCAAUGGAGAUAUCUUACAUCAAGUGUACCUUCAGAUAGACCCAGAGCCAUCAUGCCAUAUCACAAAACUUGCUGGGCUGGAAGACCAAGCCCUGAUAUUAGGUAGAGUGAAGAACUUUGAUGCCAUUAUCAAAAAUGUGAAAAGUUUGUAUGAAGAAGAGCUUGGUAUGACACUCUUGGUGGUCCCUGAGUGUAUAUGCUUGGGCAAGGCACCAGAAUCUAGAGAGGGUCUGGAAACUAUGAAGCUUUUGAUCUUGCUUCUCCUUGGUGCAGCAGUUCAGUGUCCUAAUAAAGAACUGUUCAUCACCAGGAUUAAGGAACUUAAUGUUGAUCUGCAGCACAACAUUGUGGAAUGCAUCAAACAGGUUACAGACAUGCAGACUGUGGUAUUGACGCCAGACGCCAUCGAUCUUUUUCAAUCACCGACGAUGUUUAAUCACAUGCGUCGGCUAGCUAAAGAACGUGAUCACUAUCUACAAAACUGGGCUUCACUAGUACUUCACGAAGGGUUGUGUGAGAAUGACAAUGAGAACAAAAAUGGAAAGAAUAGGUCUACACAGAAUGUCAACCAAAAUAAUGGCGAUAGCCAACAUCUUGCUGUGGAGCUGGCUGAUUGGAAAGCACGUUUGAGGAAGCAAAGACAAGAAUUGGAAGAAAAAUCAGAACAGUUAUCCGAAUGUCGUGAAGAAUUAGAACACACCAAGCUAGUGCUAGCCAAGUUACGCUCUGACAGCCAAGAAUGGUUCAAUGAAGCUAGAAAAUCAGCAGGCUAUCGAGAUGAAGUUGAUGCUCUCAGGGAAAAAGCGGAGCGAUGUGAUAGGCUUGAACAAGAAAUUCAGCGGUACCGUGAUCGUCUAGCUGAUGCGGAGUACUAUAAAACUCGAGUUACAGAACUUCGCGAAGAUAAUAAAGCUUUAAUGGAAACAAGAGAUGCCUUAGAAGAACAACUACAAAGAGCGCGGAAACGAGCCGAACAAUGCCUUACUUUAGAGGCAGCUAUGAUCAAAUUGAAGAGGGAAGCCAAUGAUAUUGCAUUGGAAAGGGAUGCAGAUCAACAGAAAAUCCAGGAACUUAUUGAAGAAAAUAAUCAUCUGCAGUACAUAACAAAAUCAGUAUUAAGUGAAAGCAAUAAUAGUAAUUUAGAUACGGACAACGAAGGCGAGAGUACUCUAGAAUCUGGAGAAAAUAGUUUAUCAGAACAAUUAACGAGUAACGCUCAAGCCAGGGCCUUGAAACUGGAACUUGAAAAUAAGAGACUUUUAUCAACUAUAGAUAGCCUCCGAGAACAAACAUUACUAGAAAGUAGUGAUAAAGUGCUUGAGCUAGAGAAGGAAAAGAAAAGGUUAACAUUGAAAUGUGAGCAGCUUCAAGAAAACUGUAACAGGCUUAUGCAACAAAACUCUGAGUUAGAAGAAGUGUUCAGAAAUGCUCUAGAAGAAAAUAGAAAGUUACAAGAUUCUUUCGAUAGCCAAAAAACAUUUAUAGAUCGACAAGCAAUUGAUAGAGAUUCAGAAAAGAACAAAUUACAAGAUUUUGAAAAGCAUUUGGAAUCUAUAACCAAAGAUAAACAGAGAAUUCAAAUGUUAUGUGAUUCUAUUCAAAGAAGAGCAGAUGAAUUAGAAAAGUCUUUGGAUGCUAGAACUAAAGAGCUGAACAUUUUGAAGCCGGAAGCUGAUAAGGUCACUGGUCUCAUAAUUCUAACUGAGGAAUUAAAAACGAAAUUAACAUACAGUGAAAGGGACACACAUAACUUGCAGAGGGAAGUUAACAAGUUAAGAGAAGCUGUUGAAGAAAAGGAUGUAUCACUUGAUAAACUUACAACCGAAAUUGAACUCAAAAAGAAGGAAUUGGAGAGAUUAACAAGAGAACUAGAGAUAAGCCACACAAUGACAAGUAAACUUCAAGACUUAGAACAAAAGACUCAAGAGCUUAAAUCACAAAAGAAAGUAGAUUCUGAAACUAUUCAAACACUACAAAAAGAUCUUAUUUCAGAAAAGGUCAAUUUUGAUAAACUAAGAAAUUGUAUGGAUAAACUUGGUAUUAAUGCAACAGAAGUAUUGAGUAGAGAUGUUAGUAUAGAAGAUUUAUUGGAAAAAGUUAUCACAAAUGUUGAUCAUGAAGGAUUGAUAUCAGAAAUUGCAGCUAAGGCCAAUCUAAUGAAAUUGGUUCCAUGUGAUUGUAAUCAUGACAAUGUUAACGUAAACAGCAAUGACGAUAUAGUCAAUCCGCAAAUAGAGCAACUCACUUCAGAUCUUGCGACAUUGCAGGCAUCAUUAGAAAAUAGUCAAGCCGAAAAUGCUAAACUACAAGUAAACAUUGCAACUUUGAACUCUCAGAAUGGUUCCUUGAUAUCUCAACAAAUGACCUUACAGCUAGCUAAUAGCCAACUUGCUGCUGAAAAAGAAGAGAUUAUCAAACAGUUAGAAGUUUUGAAAGAUAAACAAGAUAACCUACUGAGAGAUCAAGUGGCUCUACAGACACUUCAUGAACAGCUUAACACUGAAUACGAAACUCUGCUCAGUGAAAGAGAACCUGUUAAAAUCGUUGUUAGAGAUCUAAAACUUGAAAAUCGAGAAUUAAAAGAAAAAUUGGCACAGUAUGAGAAGAAGGUGUCCGAUUUCGAAGCCGAAAGAGAAAACUUAAAAAUUGAAUCCAGAAACCUGGUUAAUCUUAGAGCUGAGCAUUCUAAACUCAAGGAUGACUUCAGGAACCUCUUUACAGCAAGUGAUAGACUGAAGAAUGAGUACAGAAAUAUGCAAGAAGAAUAUAGAAAUCUUAGGAGUGAAGUAACUCAACUAAAAUUAAGAAAUACUGAGAUAUCUGGUGAAAUCAACACAAAGGUUGAGAUUAUAACCAGUAUGGAAUUAGAAAUUAAUAAGACCAACCAACAUUGUGAAAUGUUAAUUCAAAUGAAUAAGAGUUUAGAUGCAGACAGGCGUUCUUUGAUGGAUCAUGUGUCACAACUGUUGACCCAAUAUCACGAACUACUUGCUCACUCACUAAAAGAUAAACAACAUUACCAUGAAGAAGAAAAGAUGUUUGCAGAUAAAGUAAAUGCGUUGUGUCGCCAAAAAGAAAAAUUAGAAGAAAAAAUUAUGGAACAUUACAAAAAAUUGGAUAACUGUACCACCAAAAGACGUGGUUUUGGUGCGUCAUUUGUGAAGAGGGUGCGUAAAGCUGGAACAGAUUUGAUUAAUAAAGUACCAACAAGAAACAACAAACGAAUUGAAGACGCCAGUCGAUCGAAAUCUCAGCUUACGUUGGCUGGAUCGGAAUCGGGUGAAUCGGAUCCUGGUAGCCAAGAGCUAGAAAAAAUUUCGAAAAAUUCCGACCAAGAUCAAGGUUCUUCAAAUCCCAGUGCUGAGUCUCCAAGACAUAGCAUUGAUUCUAGUUUCACGAGAAGGUUUGAUGACAAACUUUUGAAAAAAUCGGAUAACAUUGACAUGAGUGGAUCAAUUCCAAGUUUGGAUUCAACUAGAUUGACCAGUGAAAGUAAUUUUGUGCGGAGGCUUUCUGGAACAUCGAUACACAGCGGUGGAGGCGACGAUGCGCUUAUCAGAGCGUCGUUGAGACGACGACCGCAUAAAGCAGUUCCACCUACCCACAGAAAUAGUUUCCAAGGUCUAGAAAGUGACACGGGGCUGCCGGCAGCAUCAACACCAACACCAUUUGGCACAGCAGGUACCAGGCGUACGGUGUACGUAGCAGAUGAAGAUGCUAGUGCUAAUCUGAAUACUAAGCCACAAAGUACACCUAUCAAAGAAAACCCAACUUACUUGGUAUACAAUCGAAUUUCCACUGUAAUUGGUGAUGGUGCCUGUCAAAGCAUGAAUGAUCGACCAGCCACAGACCAACACAGGUCAAUGUCGGAACAUCCGAGAUCUGCAGCAGAAGAGAGCUUGCCGGAAAGAGAUGAUCUAAGGAAUGAUAGAAGGUCAAUAAAUCGGAAUGAGAAAACGGAUAACUCGAAAGAAUCGGCAAUUUGGUACGAGUAUGGUUGCGUAUGA